Molecule: messenger RNA, 3724 nt
Organism: Neomonachus schauinslandi (Hawaiian monk seal)
Lineage: Eukaryota; Metazoa; Chordata; Mammalia; Carnivora; Phocidae
Gene: RIPK4
Product: receptor interacting serine/threonine kinase 4
Exons: 8
Coding region: 26-2383 (785 amino acids)
Biological process (GO): protein phosphorylation
Molecular function (GO): ATP binding; protein kinase activity; protein binding
Source: RefSeq, a predicted model, not a curated record
GCGGGGUGGCGGCGAGACGCGCGCGAUGGAGGGCGAGAGCGGGAGCCCGUGGGCCCUGGGUCUGCUGCGCACCUUCGACGCGGGCGAGUUCGCGGGCUGGGAGAAGGUCGGCUCGGGCGGCUUCGGGCAGGUGUACAAGGUGCGCCAUGUCCACUGGAAGACGUGGCUCGCCAUCAAGUGCUCGCCCAGCCUGCACGUCGACGACAGGGAGCGUGGGGAGCUUCUGGAAGAAGCCAAGAAGAUGGAGAUGGCGAAGUUCCGCUACAUCCUGCCCGUAUACGGCAUAUGCCAGGAGCCUGUGGGCCUGGUCAUGGAGUACAUGGAGACGGGCUCGCUGGAGAAGCUGCUGGCCUCCGAGCCACUGCCGUGGGAUCUGCGCUUCCGCAUCAUCCACGAGACGGCCGUGGGCAUGAACUUCCUGCACUGCAUGGCCCCGCCUCUCCUCCACCUGGACCUCAAGCCCGCAAACAUCUUGCUGGACGCCCACUACCACGUCAAGAUUUCCGAUUUUGGGCUGGCCAAGUGCAACGGGCUGUCCCACUCCCAUGACCUCAGCAUGGAUGGCCUGUUCGGCACCGUCGCCUACCUCCCUCCGGAGCGCAUCCGGGAGAAGAGCCGGCUCUUCGACACCAAGCACGAUGUGUACAGCUUUGCCAUUGUGAUCUGGGGUGUGCUCACACAGAAGAAACCGUUUGCAGAUGAGAAGAACAUCCUGCACAUCAUGGUGAAAGUGGUCAAGGGCCACCGCCCAGAGCUGCCGCCCGUGUGCCGAGCCCGGCCGCGAGCCUGCGGGACCCUCCUGCGCCUCAUUCAGCGGUGCUGGCACGGGGACCCACGCGAAAGGCCCACCUUCCAGGAAAUUACUUGUGAAACCGAGGACCUGUGUGAGAAGCCUGAUGGUGACGUGAAGGAGACGGCACAGGAUCUGGACGCGAAGCAGCCCCUGGAGCCCAAGAGCCCGAAGCCCGUGUGCACGCCUCUCAAGCGAGCAUCCGCGCCAACCUUCGACAGCGACUACAGCCUCUCUGAGCUCCUGUCCCAGCUGGACUCCGGCACCUCUCAGACCCUCGACGGCCCGGAGGAGCUCAGCCGCAGUUGCUCUGAAUCGAGGCUGCCGUCGACCAGCAGCGGCAAGAGGCUCUCGGGGGUGUCUUCUGUCGACUCUGCCUUCUCCUCCAGAGGGUCACUGUCCUUGUCAUUUGAGCGGGAGCCUUCAACGGGCGAUCUCGGCACGACAGACGUCCAGAAGAAGAAGCUUGUGGAUGCCGUCGUGAACGGCGACACCAGCAGACUGAUGAAGAUCCUGCAGCCCCAGGACGUCGACCUGGUGCUGGACGGGGGCGCCAGCCUGCUGCACCUGGCCGUGGAAGCCGGGCAGGAGGAGUGCGUCAAGUGGCUUCUCCUCAACAACGCCAACCCCAACCUGACCAACGGGAAGGGCUCCACCCCCCUCCACGUGGCCGUGGAGAAGAGGGUGCGGGGUGUCGUGGAGCUCUUGCUGGCUCGGAAGAUCAGCGUCAACGCCACGGACGAGGACCAGUGGACGGCCCUGCACUUCGCGGCCCAGAAUGGGGACGAGUGCAGCACUCGGCUGCUGUUGGAGAAGAACGCCUCCAUCCACGAGGUGGACUGCGAGGGCCGCACGCCCAUGCACGUGGCCUGCCAGCAUGGCCAGGAGAGCAUCGUGCGCAUCCUGCUGCGCCGAGGCGUCGACGUGAGUCUGCAGGGGAAGGACGCCUGGGUGCCGCUGCACUAUGCCGCCUGGCAGGGCCACCUGCCCAUUGUCAAGCUGCUGGCCAAGCAGCCCGGGGUGAGCGUGAACGCGCAGACGCUGGAUGGGAGGACGCCACUGCACCUGGCCGCCCAGCGAGGGCACUACCGCGUGGCCCGCAUCCUCAUCGACCUGCGCUCCGACGUCAACAUGUGCAACCUGCUGUCGCAGACGCCCCUGCACGUCGCUGCGGAGACGGGCCACACGAGCACUGCUAGGCUGCUCCUCCACCGGGGUGCCAGCAAGGAGGCGGUGACGGUGGAGGGCUGCACUGCCCUGCACCUGGCUUCCCGGAACGGGCACCUGGCCACCGUCAAGCUGCUGGUGGAGGAGAAGGCGGACGUGCUGGCCCGGGGGCCCCGCAGCCAGACGGCGCUGCACCUGGCCGCCGCUGGCGGGCACUCGGAGGUCGUGGAGGAGUUGGUCAGCGCCGACGUGCUCAACCUGUCUGACGAGCAGGGGCUCAGCGCACUGCACCUGGCCGCCCAGGGCAGGCAUGCCAAGACGGUGGAGACGCUGCUGAAACACGGGGCGCUGGUCAACCUGCAGAGCCUCAAGUUCCAGGGCGGCCACGGCCCCACUGCCACACUCCUCCGGCGAAGCAAGACCUAGCCUGCUGCGCCCGAGACCGGGGCCCCCGUGGGCUUCCUGUCCCAUUGCUGUGUUCCACUGUGGGGACAGAAGGAUGCUGUGCCGGCCGGUGCCGCUCGCCUUGUCUGUGGCCUGGCGGAACAUUGACCGAGCGGGCCAGCGAGAGGCAGGUGGCUGCUGACUCCGGGUUCACGUGGGGCGUCUGCUCGGGCGUGUCACCCUCCGAAGGCAGUUGGUUAGAACGCGCUCGGCUGUCGACCCAUUCACCGAUCGGCACGCCCGCCGUCAGACGGACGAUGGGUCGGAAUCAUUUCGUUGUGCUCCUUGCUCCUCGCGUGGGCCCCUGGGUGCUCGAGCCGUGGCUAGGAGUGAGUGCGUGCUGUCCUGAGCCGAGCCACCUGUGAUGGCCUGGAGCGCAGCAGUCUGGGGAAGCAGGAGCGGGAGGAGCUGUGUCUUUUAUCUUCCUACCCAGCGGUAGGCAAAAGAGCCUGUUUCAGAAAGUUUUAGUGGAAUUCUUGUUUUGUAGAAUAUCUUUAAUAGACGAACAUGGUAUUAACUGUUGCUUUAAACUUGUUAAAAACGUUCACGUGCUUGGGUUGUCUGGUCUGUGAAGAACUGAAUGUAAAGUAAUAAGGUUGGUUUUUAAAAGCAAGCCAACAGUCAUCCGACCUGCUCUUUUAUGUCCAAAUUUGGCAGUCCUUGUGGGUGGCCGCCACGUACCCUGACGGUGCAAUUUGCUCUUGCGCAUUGCUGGUCGCCUCCAGUGUUCUUUGAGCUCUAGAGCGCCAUUUUGGUUUUGGACUGCCAUCAGUGUUACCAGCUAGAUGGGCCACCUUGCUUGGUGGUUUUCUUCCAGCUCUGAAGUUGGUGAGGUGGUGGUUUGGACGGAGUGCUACCGUCUUGGGGCCUCGCGGGUUGUCUGAGCCGCAGACAAACGCCUACACCGCGUGGGAGCCUUGGCUUUUAGGGCGUAACUCCCGGGGGCGGCUCCAGGACACAGCGGUGCACUCUUGGAUGCGAAAGACUGGUUUCUAGCCCCAUGCCUUCCUUGGCUCCUGUGUCCCGCGUGGCAGCCCCCGAAUGCUGUUCUUUGAGUAGGUUCGCUGCGGGACGCGGCCGUGUGCUCAGAUGUGCCCUGUGGCCUGGUGUACAAUACAGAGAUUGAUGUUAAUGUACCGUGUAUGUUAAUAUGAAUCUGUGCGCAGGAUACUUCUUUUCUAUGACAGGAAAUAUCCACUCUGCUUAGAACUGGCUAUGUUUUAAUACGCCUUGCUCUUUCACGACGUUGAGCUACGGUUGUAUAUAGGAUGUGUGGAAGACACAUCGUUCUGUCUGAUGUCAAUAAAAUGAAGCAGUCUUCUA